AUGUCACAGGAGACCAUUGAGCAAGUCUCCAAGAGCGUCGAGAACCUCUCGACGCAAGAGCAAGCGGCCCCCGUCAUUUUGGGCGAAGACGGCCAACCAUUGUCCAAGAAAGCGCUGAAAAAGUUGCAGAAGGAGCUAGAGAAGCAGAAGAAAAAAGAGGAGAAAGAACGGCAAUUGGCCGCUGAAAAGGAGGCCCGCGAGCGUGAGGCCGCUGCUAAUGACACUGCAAAGGACAACUACGGCAAAUUGCCUCUUAUCCAGUCCACUUCUCGGUCCGGUGUGCCUCGCGUCAAGUUCGAAGACCUCUCCGAGGCCGACGACGGCAAAGAGGUUGUGUUCCGUGCCCGUGUGCACAACGCGCGUCAACAGGGUGCUACGCUCGUGUUUUUGACCCUCAGACAGCAAGCCGAGUCCAUCCAGGCGCUCGCCAAGUCCAACAAAGAAGGCACCAUCUCCAAGCAGAUGGUCAAGUGGAUCGGCUCCGUCAACCUCGAGAGUAUCGUGCUCGCGCACGGUGUAGUCAGAAAGGUCAGCGAGCCCAUCAAGUCCGCUACCAUCGAAAACCUUGAGAUCCACAUCACUAAGCUCUACACCAUCUCCGAGACUCCACAGCAGCUACCCAUCUUGAUAGAGGACGCGUCCCGUUCCGAGGCCCAAGCCGAGGCUGCUGGUCUUCCAGUCGUCAACCUCGACACCCGCCUUGACGCUCGUGUGAUCGACUUGCGAACCGCCACCAACCAGGCCAUUUUCAAGAUCCAGGCCGGUGUGUGCGCGUUGUUCCGUGAGUUUCUGGUUAACAGGAACUUCACCGAGAUCCACACUCCUAAGCUACUAGGUGCUCCUUCCGAAGGUGGUGCCAACGUUUUCGAAGUCACCUAUUUCAAGGGUAAGUCCUACCUAGCGCAGUCUCCGCAAUUCUACAAGCAAGAGCUUAUUGCGGCUGACUUUGAACGCGUCUUCGAAGUCGGCCCUGUCUUCAGAGCGGAAAACUCCAACACGCACCGUCACAUGACCGAAUUCACCGGUCUCGAUCUCGAGAUGGCCUUCGAGGAGCACUACCACGAGGUUCUAGACGUCUUGGGCGAUCUUUUCGUGUUCAUCUUCACCGAGCUCAACAAGCGCUACGCCAAGGAAAUCGCCCUUGUCCGCAAGCAAUACCCUGUUGACGAGUUCAAGCUUCCAAAAGACGGCAAGAUGGUUCGUUUGCACUACAAAGACGGUAUUGCCAUGUUGAGAGCUGCCGGUAAAGAAGUCGGGGACUACGAGGACUUGUCCACCGAGAAUGAGAAGUUCCUAGGUGCUCUUGUCAGAGAGAAGUACGACACCGAUUUCUACAUCCUUGACAAGUUCCCAUUGGAAGUGCGUCCCUUCUACACCAUGCCAGACCCAGAAGAUCCCAACUACUCCAACUCUUACGACUUCUUCAUGAGGGGUGAGGAAAUUCUCUCUGGUGCCCAGCGUAUCCACGACCCAGAAUUCUUGAGAGAGAGGAUGUCACACCACGGUCUUUCUCCUGCUGACCCUGGUCUCCAGGACUACGUCGACGCUUUCACCUACGGCUGCCCCCCUCACGCUGGUGGUGGUAUUGGGCUUGAAAGAGUUGUCAUGUUCUUCUUGGACUUGAAAAACAUCAGAAGAGCUUCUCUCUUCCCAAGAGAUCCCAAGAGACUCAGGCCAUGA
Lachancea mirantina is the source of this 1680-nucleotide messenger RNA. The record is from the annotation of a GenBank genome assembly. Lineage: Eukaryota; Fungi; Ascomycota; Saccharomycetes; Saccharomycetales; Saccharomycetaceae.